This is a messenger RNA of Bacidia gigantensis, 1098 nucleotides long. RefSeq lists its product as uncharacterized. Gene Ontology annotation, molecular function: inositol-1,4,5,6-tetrakisphosphate 3-kinase activity; inositol hexakisphosphate kinase activity. The transcript is spliced from 2 exons. The record is from RefSeq and is a predicted model, not a curated record. Gene Ontology annotation, biological process: phosphatidylinositol phosphate biosynthetic process; inositol phosphate biosynthetic process. Lineage: Eukaryota; Fungi; Ascomycota; Lecanoromycetes; Lecanorales; Ramalinaceae. Bases 1 to 1098 code for a protein of 365 amino acids. Gene Ontology annotation, cellular component: nucleus; cytoplasm.
AUGGCGAGUAAAUCCUAUCGAAAGUCCCAGUUGAUCGCCUUCGACAACGCCGCUGCCGGCCACGACGGCGUCUUAUCUGAUCCUGCCGGCUCCAUAAUCAUCAAACCGUGCAAGCAAUCCGAGAUCGACUUCUACGAAUCUACCUCAGCGCACGAGGAGAUUCUGCCCUAUAUUGCUGGUUACAAAGGCCGGCUGUCCUUAGGAGACACAGCGCAGGCCGCUGGCGCCUUCGCUCUUCCAGGCGAGACUUCCAUAGAUGAGCCUGCAAAAGAAGACACAGCGACACUGCCUGUCGUGAAUCAUGCGUGGAAGCCCUCGGGCGGUGGGAAGAUACAGACCGACUUGGCUCUAGUGCUCGACAAUAUAGCAGCAGGCUUCAAGAAACCAAAUAUUCUAGAUAUCAAGCUUGGCGCCCGUCUGUGGGACGAUGACGCCCCUGAGGAGAAACGCGUGAAACUAGACAAGGUUGCCGAGGAGACGACUAGUAAAUCACUUGGUUUUCGCAUUGCCGGCAUGAAAACCUUUCAAGGAAAUGAGACUACGGAAAACAAGCCAAUUGCUGCAGAGGGCUAUAAGGUUUUCGACAAGCACUACGGACGCGAAUUCGACGCUGUCACGGUCCACCGAGCCUUUGAAGAUUUCUUCCUUACCCAAGAAGGCACGAGACCAAUUGCGCCUAUAAGGAAAGUAAUCAGGCGUUUCAUCAGGGACCUGACGGGCAUGGUCGGCGUUCUCGAGGCCGAAGAGAGCCGAAUGUAUUCCGCUAGCCUUCUAUUUGUGUAUGAGGGCGAUGCCCAUGCUUUGCGCAGCGCUUUUACAGAGGAAGCCAGUCUGAUUGCGAAUCGUGACGUGCAGAAGCACCACCAAGUCGGCAACGCUAAACUCGUCCCUUCAGCCGCUUCCGCAACCGUCGAGGCGCCCGCGGAAGCAGACGACGAGGGUUCCAUUGAAGAUGAGAGACCCGCAUUUCCUGCAAUUGACAACGUGAAACUGAUUGACUUUGCUCAUGCGCGAUGGGCCCCCGGCAAAGGCUCGGACGAGAACGUCUUAUUUGGUAUACGAAACGUCGCUCAGAAGCUGCAAGAUCUGGUUGGGUAG